Molecule: messenger RNA, 1116 nt
Organism: Linum trigynum
Lineage: Eukaryota; Viridiplantae; Streptophyta; Magnoliopsida; Malpighiales; Linaceae
Source: the annotation of a GenBank genome assembly
AUGUCAACUAACCCCGCUUCUCCCCCAACCGACCCUCCAGCCAGUAUCCUCCACGCGCCGCUUCUUCACUCACAGCAUGACUCUCCAAAUUCCUCCUCCUCGCCUCCGUCUCCCAUCGAUGGCCGCUCCACUUCGCUGGCGGUUCUGCUCGGCCGGGCCACGGGAAGGCGCGGUCCUUCCCUCCUUGUCAGGGAAUCGGCCGCGCGUGAGCUCGAGGAGCGACGCGUCGACUGGGGCUACUCCAAGCCGGUUGUCGCCGUCGACAUGCUAUGGAACAUUGCCUUCGUCUUGGCGUCAUUCACGAUGUUGAUGUUGACCACCAAGGAGAGGCCUAACACGCCGAUCAGGGUUUGGAUCUGCGGCUACGCUCUUCAGUGCUUGGUCCACGUGGUGCUGGUGUGGCUGGAGUAUCGGAGGAGGAACGGCUCCGGCAGGGCGGCGUCUAGUGAUGGUGAUCGUAGGCGCCGGCAGGAGGAAGUGGAUGGUGGGAGCUUGGAUAGUGAAGAUGACGAUGGGACUGAUCGGCCUUCCUUCACUACCAGUUUUGUGAAACGAUGCGAGUCAGUGAAUACAAUGGCAUCAUUUGUGUGGUGGAUCGUCGGCUUUUAUUGGGUGGUCUCUGGGGGCGAUCUCCUGUUGCAGACUGCUCCUCGCUUGUACUGGUUGGCUGUGGUCUUUCUGGCAUUUGAUGUGUUCUUUGCAAUCUUCUGUGUUGUCCUGGCAUGCUUGAUUGGCAUUGCUCUUUGUUGCUGCUUGCCAUGCAUCAUAGCAAUUCUUUAUGCUGUAGCAGGACAGGAAGGUGCAUCAGAUGCCGACCUCGGUCUCCUCCCUAAAUACAGAUUCCAGAUGUUGAACAAUGCUGAGAAACUCAAUUCUGAGGCAGGGAAAAUGGUUCCAGUUGAGACUAGCAGCCUAUACGUAGCACAGGAGCGGAUGCUACUGCCUGAAGAUGCUGAAUGCUGCAUAUGUCUGACAUCUUAUGAUGAUGGAGCGGAGCUUCAUACCCUACCAUGCAACCAUCAUUUCGAUUCCAGCUGCAUUAUAAGAUGGCUUAAGAUGAAUGCAACUUGUCCUCUCUGCAAGUACAACAUUCUGAAAGGAAACGAGCAGGUAUAA